AUGCUAAACAUAAUCACUGAGAAGAGCUCAAACACAAUUUGCAGCGGCGGCAGCGGUGCGGUCGCCAUGAUUGAUGACGUCAGACGCGGUCGACCGGCACGCGACAGCGCGGUUGUAGAGUGGCAUCGAGAAAGUGGGGUCUUUCCCGCCUUCCGGGCAAAUAUUGACCACGUGGCAUAUCGUGGAGCGUUGGAGCGCGAUAUUGGAUGCCGGCUGGCGCCCGAGGCUGCCUCCUCUCUAUUGCCGGGAACGGUGUACGUUUACCGGAUAGAAGUGAACACG
Molecule: messenger RNA, 282 nt
Organism: Iphiclides podalirius (scarce swallowtail)
Lineage: Eukaryota; Metazoa; Arthropoda; Insecta; Lepidoptera; Papilionidae
Source: the annotation of a GenBank genome assembly